GCUUAUUAACCUUAUGUGUGACAGCACCAGUCGGGCUUCUUUUCUUCUCUUCUAUGAUGUGACUGACAUCAUUUCAGUUUGGUCCAGGAUCGUGCAGUCCCUGCACAAGUCUGUCACUGGUUCUGUUAGGGGGAGCUUGACAUGAAACUCUCAUCAGCUUCGUGUGACGAGCACGAGAGCCGCCAGUGUUUUCUGUGACGUAGGCCAGCCGCACACUGCACUUUGGAGAGCUGCGAGAGGCGAAGAAAAGCAUGCGCUUCUCUCUUGUGGACGCAACCGGCUGCUCUUAUAAGGUCCAUUCUCUGAAUUGUCGGACACUUUGAUAUGAGACCAAUCAGGACUGGAGAGGGAGGGUCCUGGGAUUUUCCCGUGUGAGUCGAACCUACACUUGCAGGCGAUCAGGGUUGAUAUUAACCUGAAGACAUGACAAUUUCUCUGACAGAACUAUGAUCAGCGCUGAUCUCUAACUAAAGACACGGAGGAAAAGGUGAAUUUUCACAUCACUUUUUUUGUUUGCGGAUGCUGGAUCGAAACUCAGUGAAGGAAUUUGACUGAACAGGUUUAAUGUGAUGUUACUAACUGCUGGAGACACAAGACAACUGGCUGACUUGCGAAGCUGACGAAAAAACCUCUUCUUACUAGGAUAAAAAAGAUUCCUGAAGAUUUACCGGUGAUAUUUGGCAGGUUUAUCCCCCAGAAAGAAAUCUGCUGGCCUCUCAGCUUGCCUAGGUCCAGUUAUUGUUAACCAGAGACAGAUGGAUAAAACGGAGUUAGCUACAAGCAGAGGUCUCUGAAAGAAUGUGAAGCUGGAGCUGUAGAGACGAGAAAGGUGUUCUUGCCACAGGAACCUGUACUACAGGAAAUCUGCAAGGUCACUGCUCCAAAGUGGACCUGCCUGCAAUGGUCAACCCUGCCCCAAGUGAAGGGAUAUUCCAUGUUCUGGCCCAGCCUUCCGUUAUCACACAGCCUGCACUGUCAUUUGACUGUUGAUUGUGUGAUAAUAUCAACACUUACUUUUUCCACACCUCUUGUCACUGCAAAAAUGGUGAGGGAGUCAAAGCCCCUGACUCUUUACAGUCACUGCUUUCUCUCUGUGCUGAUGCUAAAGAGCUGCUGGCUGCAAGGUUCCACCUCCCAGAAGCCUGCUGUGUUAGCAGACUCCCAGCAGGGCUCACAGGAGUAUACCCAUUCAAUCCGCCUGGAUGGUGACAUCAUUCUGGGUGGGUUGUUCCCUGUGCAUUCCCGUGGUGAGAGGGGGAUGCCAUGUGGUGAAUUGAAGAAGGAGAAAGGCAUCCAUCGACUGGAGGCCAUGCUAUUUGCCAUCGACCUCAUCAACAAAGACCCAGACGUGCUGCCCAAUGUGACACUUGGGGCACGAAUCUUGGACACAUGUUCACGUGACACCUAUGCCUUGGAGCAGUCCCUUACUUUUGUCCAGGCACUAAUUGAGAGGGAUGGCUCUGAUGUUCGCUGCACUAAUGGUGAUCCUCCCAUCUUUGCGAAGCCAGAUAAAGUUGUGGGAGUCAUCGGCGCAUCGGCCAGCUCUGUAUCGAUCAUGGUGGCGAACAUCCUGCGACUGUUUAAGAUUCCUCAGAUCAGCUAUGCGUCGACAGCUCCAGAGCUCAGUGACAACACACGCUAUGACUUCUUCUCCCGUGUGGUUCCUCCCGACUCCUACCAGGCUCAGGCCAUGCUAGACAUUGUGACAGCGAUGGGCUGGAACUACGUGUCCACCCUUGCCUCAGAGGGAAACUACGGCGAGAGCGGCGUUGAUGCUUUUGUCCAGAUCUCCAGAGAGUUGGGAGGGGUGUGCAUUGCUCAGUCUCUGAAAAUUCCUCGUGAGCCGAGACCUGGAGAGUUUGAUAAGAUAAUCCUCCGUUUAGUGGAGACACCCAAUGCCCGCGCUGUCAUCAUGUUCGCCAAUGAAGACGACAUUCGGAGAAUCCUGGAUGCAGCAAAAAGCAACAAUCUGACAGGUCACUUCCUGUGGGUGGGAUCCGACAGCUGGGGGUCCAAGAUCUCUCCGGUAGUCCAGCAGGAGCGGGUAGCCGAAGGCGCCAUCACCAUCCUUCCUAAGAGGGCAUCUGUGGAUGCAUUUGACCGUUACUUCAAGAGUCGCUCUUUGUCCAAUAACCGCAGGAACAUAUGGUUUGCUGAGUUCUGGGAGGAAAACUUUAGCUGUAAACUGGGCAUGCAUGGCAAGAGACCUGGCAGUCCCAAGAAAUGUACAGGGUUGGAGAAAGUUGGCCGUGACUCCAUCUAUGAACAAGAGGGGAAGGUGCAGUUUGUGAUGGACGCCGUCUACGCGAUGGCCCAUGCUCUGCACCACAUGCACCGUGAGCUCUGCCCAGGGUACCUUGGCCUGUGCCCUCGUAUGACCAACAUUGAUGGAAGAGAGCUGCUGACCCAUAUCCACGCCGUCAACUUCAAUGGAAGUGCAGGGACUCCAGUCAUCUUUAAUGAGAAUGGGGAUGCUCCCGGACGCUAUGACAUCUUCCAAUAUCAGAUCAACAACAGGUCGGUGGCAGAGUACAAGGUCAUCGGGCACUGGACCAAUCAGUUGCAUCUAAAUAUGGAGGCCUUACAGUGGACAACUGGGGACUUGUCCCUUCCGGGUUCAGUAUGCAGCCUGCCCUGCCUCACUGGUGAGAGGAAGAAAGUAGUAAAGGGUGUGCCGUGUUGCUGGCAUUGUGAGCGCUGCGAGGGAUACCACUUCCAGGCCAGUGAGUUCACCUGUGAGCUCUGUUCCUACGAGAAGAGACCCAACCAAAACCGUACUGGCUGCCAACCAAUCCCCAUCAUCAAGCUAGAGUGGCACUCGCCCUGGGCAGUGGUGCCUGUCUUCAUCUCUGUUCUAGGCAUUAUCGCUACAACCUUUAUCAUCGUAACCUUUAUUCGCUACAAUGACACACCCAUUGUGCGUGCCUCAGGUCGGGAAGUGAGCUAUGUCCUGCUGACAGGUAUUUUCCUAUGUUAUAUCAUCACCUUCCCCAUGAUUGCUGCUCCUGAUAUUGUCGUCUGCUCCUUCCGCCGCAUUUUCCUGGGCCUUGGAAUGUGCUUCAGUUAUGCUGCGCUGCUCACCAAGACUAACCGUAUCCAUCGCAUCUUCGAACAGGGAAAGAAGGCAGUGACAGCACCACGCUUCAUUUCGCCAGCCUCGCAGCUAGUUAUUACUUUCUCACUCAUCUCAGUUCAGCUGUUGGGUGUCCUCCUGUGGUUUGCUGCUGACCCACCACAUACCUUUGUGGACUACGGGGAGCAGCGCACACAGGAUCCUGAGAAUGCACGGGGUGUCCUGAAGUGUGACAUUUCUGACCUAUCACUUAUCUGCUCCUUGGGAUAUAGCAUUCUCUUGAUGGUCACAUGCACUGUUUAUGCUAUCAAGACCCGAAGUGUGCCAGAGACCUUCAAUGAAGCCAAACCCAUUGGAUUUACAAUGUACACCACCUGUAUUAUCUGGCUUGCCUUCAUCCCUAUCUUCUUUGGCACAGCACAGUCAGCAGAGAGGAUGUACAUCCAGACGGCGACACUGACGGUGUCUCUGAGCCUCAGUGCUUCUGUCUCUCUGGGCAUGCUCUAUAUGCCAAAGGUGUACAUCAUCAUCUUCCACCCCGAGCGGAACGUCCCCAAACGUAAACGCAGCUUCAAGGCCAUCGUCACCGCUGCCACUAUGACCAGCAAGCUGUCACACCUGGCAGCUGAGCGGCCCAACGGCGAAGUGAAGACUGAGCUUUGUGAGGGUAUGGAAGCUAGUGUGCCACCUCCAAAAACGACCUAUGUGAGCUACACCAACCAUGCGAUGUGAAGAUAUAACGACUUUGGCACAAAGACCUUUUGGGACAUUUAAUAUGCACAUUUUUGUCAGAUUUUGAGGAAAGGACACCACCACAGGCUAUGACAGAAACGAGGUACUCUGAACAAUUUCAAGAUCAGAGGGAGUCUGUGGAGUUUUUUUUUGUUUGUUUGUUUUUUUCUGUUUACAGACAGCAGGGAACAGACCUCAGCGGAGCAAAAAGCCUAAAAAUAAAGUAAAAUCCAUCUGAAAAAUAUUAAGGAAACAAGAAGAUGGUAACUGGAGACUCAAGCAAAAUUUUUGUUUAAAUACAUUUUUUAAAAAUCUUCUGAAAGAAAUUGUGGGGACUAACUGUGUUUGUUGCUAUUCUAAUUGUAUGUUGACAACAAAAACAACUUAAUAGUGGUUGUGAAAAUUCUGAUUUUGUCUGAUGUUGUGUGUCCAUUGACGUGCAUUUUGAGAUGAUACUGUCACUGUUUUUGACUAACUGGUUGGCAGGUUUUGGUUGUGAUAUGAUUAAAUGCCAUGGUUUAACUAACGCAUGCACUUUUUAUACAAAGGCUCUAUUUAUAAUAAAAAAAUGUUUCUCAAGUCGUAGCCAUUCUUUGUUCUAUUUGAAGGGGGAAGUCUGAAAAAGAAUAAAUGGACAAAAUUAAAACUUUUCAUUUCAUAAUGACUGUGGCAACUUUUUGAUUUCCCAUUUAUUUCAAACUGGCGUUGUCAUCUCAAUGACAAAAAGUUUAUGUUAUGGAAACACUGCUGAUCCCUAAGUGCAAGGCUUCAGGAGUGCAUUUUCUUAAUGUUCUUGAUAGAGGGUGGGUUGAUUUCUUAUGUCAACAUGCAACCUGGUGUUAGGGAAAUGCUAUUGAAUAAAAUAAGUGUAUAUUAAGGUGGUCGUAGAUUCAAAAGUGAAUCCAAUUAAUGUCCUAAACAUCUCUUUCUAAAGACCAAUAGGGCCAAUUUGUUAGCAAAAGAAAGAGUCUUUAAAGUGGACAUGCAAGGUUAAUUUGAAACAUGGAACCCUACUCUACAGUCUUCUUCAUUUACAUUUGGGCUUCAAUUCUCCUCCCUUUUAAUAUGAAGUAAUCCACUCAGUAAGAAGUAGUGAUAUAAGAAAUUCUUAACCAAAGCAUGUGAAUAAGGUCUCCAAAAAGUAUGGCAUCUCUUCUCUGGAGGCUUCUUUUCGGUCUGUCACACACACGUCAACCUAUUUUCCCUAAAGACCUGCUGAUGGAUGUUAGGAUUCCUAACACGGUUCAGUAAGAAAUUUUGUUAUGUUUGUGUUGUGACAUAUAUGGUAAUCUGAAUGUAUAAAGUGUUUGUAUGUGCUUGGGAAAAAUACUUUUAUUGCAUAAAAUAGUGCUCACCAUAUCUUAUGGACAUCUGCUCUGCCAGCUGAUUGUGCCACUGAGUCUGUUGACCUGUCCCAACAAGGAAAAAUCAACACUCUCAACUUAAACAGACUCUUCUCAACACAAACCUCAUUUAUAAAGUGCUCUAAAAACCUGGGCAUUACAGCAAACAGGUGGAUUCUCUUUUUUCAGUGUGGCUAGCCAGUAAAAGUUUUUAUUUACGAAAUUACAUACAAUCACACCUCUCCAGGUCUCACUGCCCCAUUGCCCACCUGACCAUUAAAGCCAGGGACUCCAAGAAGGCUGGAUACAGUGUAAACCACAGUCACAACCUGUUUGCGGCCCAAAGGAGCAAGUGAACAACCCUGUUGAUGAAAACUUUAAUGUGCAGGCAGCAAGCCUCCUGCAAGUAGUGGGCCUACAUGCACUCAUUAUUUGUCAAAAUUGUUACAGAUAUUUUUCUAUUGUUUAUAACAGAUAAAAAAAAUUCCACCAGUUAGCAAGCUCAAUUGCUAAGGUUUAGCGUAAUCUUUCAUACUGGAAAUGCUGCAUCUCGUUAGUUAAAUUUAUAUAUAUUUCCAGCAAUGCAGUGCUCUAUUAAUAGUAGUAAUAGUAUAGUGGAUAUUCUGUCAGGGUUAAAAAAAACUGCAUUGAUUUGCCUUUUCUGACAUUAAAGUUGGGUCCAUAUUUAUACCAUACUGAUACUGGGGCCUCUCACAGAAGCCUUGUUGUUGUUUCAGUGUUGUGCUCCCAAAGAUAAAAAGAGUAGUGCUUCCACAAGACAUUAGAAAAAAGUUAACUAAUCUCAGUUUAAUCAAUUUAUGCUGUCUUCUAGUAACAAAGACCAGCUGGUAGUCCUCAGUAUUUACACGGAGAACGUAUGAAAUCAUUCAUUCUAGUGAAUAUGAGUUAAGUAAAGUUGCUCAUGCAGAUCACUGAAAUGGUUCCUGUCUGCAACACCUGCUGGGCAUUUGUCCAGAGACUCACUAGAAGAAGGUCAUGUAAAGGAGAGUUCUCCAUUAGCAAGAGAGAAUAACUUUCAUGUGAUAUACAAUAGAGGAAAUGUGAGAAAUCAGCCAACACCACAAGAUCCACAAAAGAUUUAAAAAACUACUAUAUUUUAGUAGGAACGAAACAGUAACUUUAUCUACACUGGAUUUGACCUUCAACAUCUUAACAACCUGGCAGGAAAUUCAGCACAGUGUGCAUCUCAAUACAAAAAACACAGUCAGUGGGAUCAAUACAUUCUGUGCAAUCAGAGAGGGGGGAAUCAAUGCAAGCUGCUGGAGAGAACUCCUCGUGCAUGUAAUGAAUAUUUCUGCAUGUACUGGCAGGAAAAAGGAACAAGUAGAGUCUGAGUGAUGAAGCAUCCAGACUACUUUCCCCGGACGUCUCUCAUUUCUUGUAUUUGCAGCCAACUGAAAGAACAGAACUACAAUGAAUAUAAUACUGAAGAUGAAACAGCUCAGCUAAAUUUCUAUACAGGUUCUGUUUUAAUAUUUCCUGUUUGACCAGGUUCGGCUGCUCACACGUACUUUAGAGAUUGUAUUUCCUGCUUUGAGAUAUUCAUAUUCAGUUCAUUUAACAAAGAACUACAGUUUGUCUUUAACCUACCACAUACUUAACAUAACAAGAUGCAGUAAUGGUUAAGUUGCAGCUGGUUUGGAACCGGUAACUGCAACUUACUGCUCUCACCAUCUUUUCUAUUUGGAACUAUUUGAGGUGGCUGUAGCUCAGGAGGGUUAGCAGGCCAUCUACUAACCGAAGGGUUGGUGGUGAGUGCUCAGGCAGUGUGAGGAAGGUUACUUUUAAAAUGUAUUCCACUACA
Molecule: messenger RNA, 6973 nt
Organism: Haplochromis burtoni (Burton's mouthbrooder)
Lineage: Eukaryota; Metazoa; Chordata; Actinopteri; Cichliformes; Cichlidae
Product: metabotropic glutamate receptor 8
Exons: 12
Coding region: 935-3805 (956 amino acids)
Biological process (GO): G protein-coupled glutamate receptor signaling pathway; regulation of synaptic transmission, glutamatergic
Cellular component (GO): membrane
Molecular function (GO): group III metabotropic glutamate receptor activity
Source: RefSeq, a predicted model, not a curated record